AGUCAAUAUAAAUAUACAUAUACAGAUAUAUACUUUAUUGAGAAUAUACUUUUGUAAGCUGAAAUUACCAAUAUUCACUGCUGUCAAUACUUUACUAUUGGUCAGCAAUGUAAUACCAGUUAUCUCCCAUCGUUGUUCGUAGUUAACAAAUCUGUUUGUUUCUCUCUGAACAAGUGUCAACUUUCACCUCCUGAUAGUAUGAUCAUUACUCGUACAGUAGAGAUUUUAUUAUACGAAACUGUCUAUUUUUAUACACACGUUUUGUACAUUUAAAUUUUUAUAUUAUGGAGAAAAAAGAGAUCCCACACGAAAUGGAUUCGAAUACUUGCGUUGCAGAAGCACAAAUGGAACCCAGUAUACUAACAUCGAGUGGGAUCCAAACUGUCAAUCAAAAUAAUGUUAACUCUGAAAUUGAAUCUAAUUUGUUGGAUGGUCUGAAGAAUUUAAGUGUACAGGAUGAAAAUUUGAAGCUAGCCACAACACAUCUCAGAAAUCCAAACCGAAAAUUGUCCACGUCUAAAACUGAUAAUUCUGAUCACAAAUUAGAUUCUUUGACAAGGGCAACAAAGCUCCUUCAGAGUAAUGAUAUAUCAAAGAUUGUUGUUUUAGUUGGAGCUGGUCUCAGUACCAACAGUGGUAUCAUGGAUUUCAGGACUCCCGGAACUGGUCUGUACGACAACUUACAGCAGUAUAACAUUCCAUACCCAGAAGCAAUUUUUGAUAUAGAUUAUUUCAAAUACAAUCCAAAGCCAUUCUUUGCCCUUGCUAAAGAACUGUAUCCCUCUGUAAAGUACCGUCCAAAUUACAACCAUUAUUUUCUCCGUCUUUUACAUGAUAAAGGACUAUUACUUCGAUUGUAUACUCAAAAUAUUGACGGUCUUGAACGAUUGUCUGGAAUUCCUUGUGCAAAACUCAUAGAAUGCCAUGGAACCUUUGCACAUGCCACAUGCCUCUCCUGUAGAAAGAAGUACAAAGGAAACGAAGUCAAGCAUGCUAUCUUUAAAGAGGAUGUUGCUAAAUGCAAACAUUGUAAGGGAAUUGUAAAACCAGACAUUGUGUUCUUUGGAGAAGAUCUUCCCAAAAGUUUCUUCCAAUAUCACAAAGAUAUGUCGAGAGCAGAGCUUGUACUCAUAAUGGGGACGUCACUCGAAGUUCACCCAUUUGCUGGCAUUAUUGACUAUGUACCAUCAACUGUUCCUCGAAUACUUUUUAAUAUGAAAGCUGUUGGACCUUUCAGGACGUCUUCACGUGCAAAUGACUUUACUGUGGCAGGGGAUCUCACUGAAUCCUUAGAAAAGUUAGUCACUCAGCUCAAUUGGGAAGCUGAGAUAUUGAAACUGUUAACAGAUGCUGAGGGCAAGAAAUACGUAAGUAUUACAUUGGAGUAUCUUAUUAAUUUAUUUGCUCACUGAUGCUGGUAGCACAUU
Octopus bimaculoides (California two-spot octopus) is the source of this 1427-nucleotide messenger RNA. RefSeq names its product NAD-dependent protein deacetylase sirtuin-3. Gene Ontology annotation, cellular component: nucleus. The record is from RefSeq and is a predicted model, not a curated record. NCBI's taxonomy places the organism in Eukaryota, Metazoa, Mollusca, Cephalopoda, Octopoda, Octopodidae. Gene Ontology annotation, molecular function: histone deacetylase activity, NAD-dependent; NAD+ binding.